Molecule: messenger RNA, 1353 nt
Organism: Lacerta agilis (Sand lizard)
Lineage: Eukaryota; Metazoa; Chordata; Lepidosauria; Squamata; Lacertidae
Gene: RAD51AP1
Product: RAD51 associated protein 1
Exons: 7
Coding region: 59-790 (243 amino acids)
Biological process (GO): interstrand cross-link repair; double-strand break repair via homologous recombination
Molecular function (GO): double-stranded DNA binding; single-stranded DNA binding
Source: RefSeq, a predicted model, not a curated record
UUCCCCGCGCGCGGAUAUCGAACUGGUGGCCGGCCGAGGGCCGAAGCGGGGCCCCGGGAUGGCGCGGCCGCCGCGGAGGAAUAAGAAAGCAGUUGAUUAUUCUCAGUUUGGCAGUGUGGAUGAAGAUGAUGAUGAUGAAGAUUUUGCAAAUAUAACUGCACCUUCAAGCAAAAAAUCAAAGAGAACAUGCUCUGAGUUGACAAAGAAGAAAAUGGAGCAAAAGCCCCCCAAACAGGAGAUUCAGUUUCAAAAGAGUUCACCGAACAAAAGACUUGCCUUGGAUCACAGACUUUACCAGAGAGAUUUGGAAGUUGCCUUAGCCUUAUCAAUGGAUGAACCACCAGGAAGGAACCAUAAAGUACAAGAUUCACAGAAACAAGCUGAAAAAUCUGAGGGUGAUUCCAGCUUCAGUGAAGAUGAUGAUGUUGAAUUUGUUGUGAAGAAGAAAGCUACAGGAAACAGAAAAGAAGGAAGGCAGAUAAAUGCUGAAAGCAGAAAGAAAGAAAAGAAGCAUUCCAAAUCAGAGAGGGAUUCGAUAGGAUUACUUCCAGCCAAAUCUGAAUCAGCUUUGCAGAAUUUGUCAAGUUCUCUAGAACAGAUUGGACAGCCUUUGAAAACAUCUGGCCCUUCUUUUGCCAAGAAGCCUAACUGCAUGUCACCAGCUACAUCUGGAAGCAGUGCCAUACAGCUGGGAAGAACCCACGUGAAAUCUCCCACACAAGGUCUCAGGCUUGGCCUCUCUAGAUUGGCAAGAGUGAAGUCACUGCAUCCAAGUUUUGCCAGUACCUGAGGAGUACCUGCAAUGGCUUCAGGGGGUCGCAAAUUGAAAUUAAAUACUUUGGGUGUGGUGUAGAAUUUUUUUAAAUUGCGGGUUUUGUUUCAGGUAAUAUAUAUUUAUCAUUCUGAAUGAGAUAAAGUGGAUGCAUUUUUAAAAAAGAUUUCAUUCUCAAAAAGUGUAAGGUGUGAGGUAUUGACAGCACUUAAACUCCAAUGUUGUUGUGACACACACCCACACACACCCGCACACUGAAAUGUUCAGAUCAUUGGCUGGUUUAAUACUUCAUAGAUAUGGCCCCAUGGAAGUCAAUUGUGAUCCAGGCUAGUUUCCAGUUUUUAGAUGCUGCAUUUUGAAUCAUCAUGAAGACCAGUUCGCUUGUAACUUGGAUAUUUUGCUAAAAGCAAUCUUGAAGUUUCACCUUGAUAUCUUCAUCCUUUCGUUAGAAAAUAUAUUUUCAGAAAUUUAUGCUGUUAUUUUCUGAUGUUUGCAUUUAUGCGUGGAUUUUAUUGGUAAAUGUAUAUUAUGUAUCUCUGUCCCUUUUAAGUGAAAUAAAAUAUCUGUAUAAAGAGCAAAAA